GUAUAAUUUUGACACCGGAAAUAUAUUUCUCACGCAAGCGGCCGCUUUGCUGAAGAAGCGUCUGCGAGAAGCAAGUGGGGAGGAUGAACGCCCCUCCGGCCUUCGAGUCCUUUUUACUCUUCGAAGGGGAGAAAAAGAUUACAAUAAAUAAGGACACAAAAGUGCCAAAUGCUUGCCUGUUUACAAUCAACAAAGAAGAUCACACUCUUGGGAAUAUAAUUAAGUCGCAGUUGUUGAAAGAUCCUCAAGUGUUAUUUGCAGGAUACAAAGUCCCCCAUCCCCUUGAACAUAAAAUAAUCAUUCGUGUUCAGACAACCCCUGAUUACAGCCCCCAAGAAGCUUUUACCAAUGCAAUCACAGAUCUCAUCAGUGAGCUUUCUCUUCUUGAGGAGAGAUUCCGGGUUGCCAUCAAAGACAAACAAGAAGGAAUUGAGUAGUAGUUACGUUUAUCAAAUAUAUUUGUAAAUAAAAUCCAUUUUUUCAGUGUAGUAGUCUAUAAGAAAUGUAUUUAUGAUCACUUUGCUACUUCAUAACCUCUAAGAAAUUUCAAUAUAGGUCUUUUAUAUGAAAGUUCAAGUUGGCUUAUGUGAUAGUUAAUAAAGUAUACUUUUAAUUGUU
Molecule: messenger RNA, 618 nt
Organism: Crotalus tigris (Tiger rattlesnake)
Lineage: Eukaryota; Metazoa; Chordata; Lepidosauria; Squamata; Viperidae
Gene: POLR2J
Product: RNA polymerase II subunit J
Exons: 4
Coding region: 84-437 (117 amino acids)
Biological process (GO): transcription by RNA polymerase II
Cellular component (GO): RNA polymerase II, core complex
Molecular function (GO): protein dimerization activity; DNA binding
Source: RefSeq, a predicted model, not a curated record